CUACAACAACAAAAAACAACAUAAUACAAUCGUUUCCGCUCUUAAGCAUUCAAUUCCAAGUUUUACUUCCCGGCCAAGAUAAUUGAUUAAACAAUUGUGUAAACGUUUAUCGCUGUUUCACGAAGUUUUACUUCAUAUAAAAUCGGGGUUCAGCGCUAUUUCACUCUAGUUGGUUAACCACAAUGAUUGCCCGGUGUCUGUCUUCCAUGCUGCUGUUUCUUAUCCCGAUUCUGGGAUUUCUCCUCUCAGUUUCCGCCUCCCAUUCAAACAGCAUGGAGAUACAGCCCCGCAUCAUUGGUGGUCGGGUGUCCAGCAUCAAGCAGGAAAAGUAUCUCGUCCAGGUGACCACAUCCACGGAGCUGUGCGGAGGAUCGCUGGUUAAGCCCCGCUGGGUGAUCACUGCGGCCCAUUGCGUUUAUGGCAAGAACAAGGAUGAUUUCAAGGUUUAUGGGGGUGCCUCCAAUCAGGGUGGACCCUAUGCCACCAUCCGUCAGGUGGAUUUCAUGGUUAUACGUCCGGACUUCAAUCGCAAGACCCUCAACAUGGAUGUGGCUGCACUGCGUCUCACUUCGGACAUGAGUGGAGCCAAUAUAGAGACCAUAGAUUUGGCGCAACAGUCGGUUCCAGCUCGAGUUUUGGUCAAAGUUUCGGGCUGGGGCUUUCUAACAGCCGAUGCCACGCAAACGGCAACGCGGGUGCACAGCGUCCUCGUUCCCAUGUGGUCGCGAUCCUCCUGCGUGUCCGUCUACCAGGGCAUCCAUCGCAUCACCCGCUCCAUGGUGUGUGCGGCCAAGCUGUAUAAGAAGGACUCCUGUGAUGGCGACUCGGGAGGUCCUCUGGUUUACCGCGGAGAGCUAGCCGGAAUCGUAUCCUUUGGCUAUGGCUGCGCCUCCUCGCUGCCCGGCGUUUACACUAGUGUUCCCGUGAUCCGUGAUUGGUUCUUGCGCAUGGUUAAAGAACAUUCCUAAACCUAAUCUUAAGACAUAGCCAAUAAAUAGUUCAAGUUUAUCAACAAA
Drosophila gunungcola (fruit fly) is the source of this 1016-nucleotide messenger RNA. Its product is annotated as trypsin alpha-3. The coding region runs from base 183 to 968 and encodes 261 amino acids. NCBI's taxonomy places the organism in Eukaryota, Metazoa, Arthropoda, Insecta, Diptera, Drosophilidae. The record is from RefSeq and is a predicted model, not a curated record. Gene Ontology annotation, molecular function: serine-type endopeptidase activity. The transcript has a single exon. Gene Ontology annotation, biological process: proteolysis.